Salpingoeca rosetta is the source of this 4843-nucleotide messenger RNA. RefSeq lists its product as uncharacterized. The record is from RefSeq and is a predicted model, not a curated record. Bases 53 to 4807 code for a protein of 1584 amino acids. The transcript has 37 exons. NCBI's taxonomy places the organism in Eukaryota, Choanoflagellata, Craspedida, Salpingoecidae.
CUUCCUUCCUUCCUUCCUUCCUUCUUUGUGCAGACACUGAGGUGCAGCAGGCAUGAGCUCGACGCCUCGGCGGGACCCCCACCGCAGCAAUGCCGCAGUUUCAGCGUCGGCAUCUCGCUCUGCUUCCACCAAGGCAACAUCGCGACCUUCCACGUUCCCAGCCUCACCAACCGUCACGACAACGACGCCGAGCCCCACAGCCACACAGGCAACAACGACCCGGGCCACAAGCCAGGACCAGAGUGCUCGCACGUCCCGCACAGCAACCUCACACGCUGCUCAUCGCAUGGCGUCGAAGGAGCCGGCGGUGGGAAACCCAAACUCUGGCACCGUGAAGCGCGAGCGCCAGCGGCGGAUGAAAGAGAUUAUGGACCAGCGCAACGCCAUCGCGGCCAAGCUAGCAGAGGCACAGCGCGUUGCCCAGCAGCGCAAGCAGCUGCUCCUCCAACAAUUUGGAUCGCUCGGGCCUGGGGGACCCUCUCCUCGGAGUGCGCGCAGGCGAAAUGUGGGUGAUGUUGGUUCGGAUAUGGGCGAUGGCGAUGACACGUGGCAAGGGGCGGGACCGAUGCCCUUUGAUGCCAUGUCGACGUCGUCUCGACCGCAGGACAACGCAGGGCCGCAGUGGUCGACCCCAUAUCCACACAAGGCAUCGGCAAGGCGCAGACACAGGCACAUGCAACAGCAGCGAGAGCAACUUGAGCAGUUGCGUGACGACGGAGACAGCUUGCAGCGACGCAAUAUGGAGCUGGGUCGCGAUCAUGCACGACCAGACUCUGCAGACACAAUCAUCCCCGAGCGAUUUCUUGGCACCAUCGAGCCUGAAGACGCGGACACGACGUUGCAGGAUGUGCGUGCGUGGAGAGAGAAUUACAUUCACGAGGGCGGGAUGAACCCAGCAACGCUGCAAUCGUUGCAUGAGGUGGAGCGGAGGUGCACUGACGCAGCGAAACGACCGAACACGCAUGAUGACACGCGCGAUCACAAUGCACACGCACCAACAGCAACAGCAGCAGCACAUGCAACCAACACCCGUGCAAGCAAUGCAACACAGUUUGCGGCAACACAGCCAGAGCCAAACACGACCACGGCAAUGACGACCAGCGACCUGGCAGUGAUGUUGCAGCAAUUGCGCAAUCAGGAUGCGGCCAACGCGACGACGUCGCCAGAGAUGAUCCGUCUGCUCAUCCAGCAGGAGCUGGCACGGACGCAUGUGACACCAGUCAAUGAUUCUGCCGUCGGUGAAGAAGCAACAGAGGAAGAGCGCAUGGAGGCGCGCCGCCUGCGUCAGCUGCACCAGCAGGCCGAAAUCUUGAAGAAGGAAGCCGAGUUGAAACGCCUUCAGCGAGAAUUGGAUGCGUUUGAACAACCCCAACCAAGCGAAGGACAAGCGCCGCCACUCACGCCACCGGAACAGGCAACUGACGUUCUAAAUCCUGGACCGUACGACCGCGAGUCCGGGUUUGUCAUAUAUUUUGACUUUGCCUGCAGGCUUCCGUCGUGGCUGCGUCGCUGCUCCCUCAGCUACCAGCUCUACGCAGGCGGCAAGCCGCAGUCACGUGUGCAGACGUGUCUGCCGGUGAACGCGGAGCCAAUGGAGAUGACAACAUCCUCAUCUUCACCACUCAUGCAGUGCAUCUUCCACAAGGCGUUUUUCGCCAUCCGUCAGUGCCCGCCAUUGCCCACGCUCCACCUCAUCAUCGAACUCAGAAACAGAACAGCAACCUCAGACGAGGGCACGCUGGCUGCGUGGUGCAAGCUGUACUUCUUCUCGCAGAAGCAGCUGGUGAGUGGGCGGUGGCGCUUACGGCUCCUCCAGCCACCAAAAGAUGAGUCAUGUUUCUCCACGGACACACUCGUCGCCCCUUCCUUUCAUGGCGCCGAUCUCUGCGUUCGUCUUGUUGACGGGCGUGCGCAGUCACAACACGAUGCACUUGAUGUUGAACCAAAGCGACACCUCUACCUUCCCAAUGGUGUUGUUGGACAAGACGUGGUUUAUCUGCUGCAGCUCAAGGCAAAGCAGACGGAGGACAAACUGAAGCGCCAACAGCUCAUGUUUGAGCGACAGAAGAAAGAACAGGAAGAAGAGCAGAAGAAGUUGCUGGCACAAAUGUCCAAGAAAGCGUCCGUCAAGUCUGGACUAAAUGGAACAGUGGACAAAAGUUCCAAAAGCACGCGCGCAGCCACUGCAUACAACAGUACGAACGACAGCGGCGAAACCCCCGCGCCUCUCAAUCUUUCGGAUCUCAGCGGCUUGUCCGUGGCAUCGGCAUUUCAUCUCCUCAGCGACAAGAACGCGCUCCCGCUCGCCAUCAACAUCACGGCAGUGCUUGGAUUUCUCCAAAACGCAGAAGAAAAGCUGGCGGCGCGCAAUGCACUGCCGACAUGGGCGUGUGUCCGUUUGUCGCUGGUUCUUCCGUCAAACACAAACAUGGCUGCGCUCACGCUGUCGCAGACAAUGUCCGAGCUCUUUUACAUCAGCGCGGACUCCCAUUUCACUGCGGACGACAGUCGGAAUCUCACCGUGCACCAACGUCUGAUAUUGCAGGAUAUUGAGCUGAACGAAACCGCUGACAUCAACAUCAUGGUGGAGGUCUUGGCUGUGACGGCACGCGAGGAUGCAAACACGACCGGGGGCGAGAACCAGCUCUCGUCCCAGUGGAAAUCAAUGCUGCAGGAAGAACUUCCACAGCCGACAGCGGAUGAUGUUGAAGCUGCACUGCGCGUGCUGUGGGGCGUCACGCCGCUCGCUUCCAUCCCACUUCUCGAGACGUCCAUUGCGACGAUUUCGCUGUCGCCGUGCGAGGAUGAUGAUGAAGACAAGGAUGAGGGCGGGCUGGAGAGCCGGCGUGGAAGCAAGAAGCGAUCGCAUCGGCCAACGGUGACAGGACAACACGAUGACGACAACGAAGACAACAACGCGACGCGAAUCACUGCAGAGAUUCGGCUCGAUGUUGUUGACGAUGACGGGAAAUUUGCGAAUGACAGUGGUUCACGUGCACACACACACACGCUCGCAUCAACAGCAGGCGGCGCUUACACAAGCGGCGUUGUGAACUCCAGUCGGCAGCAGCGCACGAGAGGACGGAGUGAGCAGACGAGAGGGAGUGAUGGCGAUGGUGGUGGUACUGGGACUGGUGGUGGUGUUGGUAUCGGUGGUGCACUGACACCCGGCCGUGAUCAGACAGGACUUCAGCUGGACCAGGCCCUCAAGCUCAUUCCUGAUGGCGUGUUCAUCUACAAGGAGCGCACACCACCAGCAGAAGUGUUCCAGAGCACGAGUGGCUUUGACCUCUACAUUGACGGUGCCCGGUUUCUUCCGUCAAACGCCACAAUCACGAAGGUUGUGGGGCGCAUUUUCAACGUUGGCAAACAAGUGCAGAAGAAAGACAUCACCACAAGUCUUGAUCUUGAUUCCGACGUCUUCAAUCCAACCUACAACUUUCGACUGGAGUUCCGCGAGCCAAUCUUUACUCCGACGUCCACCCUCGUUGUCCAGGUGUACACAAUCGACCGCUUCUCAAAUGAGCUUGUCAUAAUUGGCUAUGCAGCCAUCAACCUGUUUUGCUUGCACGGAACGAAUGAGGCCCCAGAUUCUGACACGCUCGGACAAGCGGUCGCACUCAACGAGGGUGGACACCAAAUCCGCCUGCACAGUCAACCGUUUGCUGGGUCAGACCGUCCACAUGUGUCUGUGCUCGCCGAGAAGCCGGUUGUGCCGUGUGCGUCCCUGCUGGUGCGACUGCUGCCGGCGCUCAAAGAUGACGAUGGCAACGCCCUGUCUAUGGCCGACAUCCCAAAGGCAGAGUGGCAAUCGAGUGGGCUUGUCGUUCCGGCGCCAUUGUAUCGCUCUGCCGCGUACGCCUCUGUCGCAUGUGCGCCCGUACACGGCGAGCCGCACAUCUACCAGCAGCUCGUGCAGCGAGAGGUGGAGAGCGUGCGUAAUGUGUGCGCUGUCAUUGCUGACGAGAAGCAGAAAAAGACCCUCUCCACCGACAAGCGACGCCACCACUUCAUUCGCAAUCGCUUAACCCGCUCGACAGGAAAAGCGGCCCAGUUCAUGGACUUGAGUUUCAUCGUGCCAGUGAUGGCUGUGCAUGGCUUGCAUCUCUUCAUCGAACGAGCCGUCAACCUGCCAAAGUCAAAGCCUGCCGUUGCUGUUGCGUCGCUGUGUCCUCCGGCCUCGCUAUUCUUCAACGAUUCCGUCGACCCGGAUGACCGCUCCAUUCAGUGGACACAAGGAUGGAGUGUCGACGAGCCCAUGUGCGCUCUUCGCAGCCCAAUCUGGACCGAUGUCCCACUCACAUUCAAGGACAAAGUCGAAGCGAAAUCGAUGUUUGUGAUCGAAGUGUUUGCUAUCGACUACAAGGGCGCGUCAGCUAUCCCUCAGGCCCACACAUACUUCUCGUGCGUCAAGGCAGGCCAAUUUGUUGCUUGUGGCGGGUUUAGGCUACCGCUCUUUCUGGGCAAAGCCAACGUGGACGUGCUUGCAAGCAUGAUGGAGAUCGACUCUCCACAGGAGUUUGAGGGUAUCCUUGACCAGGCUGUGAAGAAGAAGCAGCUGAAAGUGGUGGAGGGCGGAUACGUUGUUGUGCACUCGGCGGACGCGCGAAUAAGUCUGGAUCUUGCGUGCCAGCACGAGCUUGUUGACGCAUACCCUCGUUUUAUCGACAAGAAAUCAAAGACCAUCACCAAGUCCAAGCCCAUCCCUUCAGUGCUCAAGAGCAAACAGACAAUGGACGACCUUGAAGCGAAAGUGGAAACCAUCAUGGCGCACACCAUCUUUGCUGGCAACGAUAGCGAAGCCUAAGUGGUUGAUCCAGUGUGUGUGUGUGUGUGUGUGUGU